Molecule: messenger RNA, 927 nt
Organism: Misgurnus anguillicaudatus (oriental weatherfish)
Lineage: Eukaryota; Metazoa; Chordata; Actinopteri; Cypriniformes; Cobitidae
Product: olfactory receptor 52D1-like
Biological process (GO): detection of chemical stimulus involved in sensory perception of smell; G protein-coupled receptor signaling pathway
Cellular component (GO): membrane
Molecular function (GO): olfactory receptor activity; G protein-coupled receptor activity; odorant binding
Source: RefSeq, a predicted model, not a curated record
AUGGAAAAUUUGACCUAUUUUGCAACCUACACUCUGAUGGAACCAAGAGACUCUAAAUCAUACAGACAUUUAUAUUUCACAUGUAUUUUAUUUCUGUAUAUUAUGAUAUUGUUUGUUAACAUUUGGCUCAUUGUUGUUAUUGUUUUGGAGAGAGCCCUUCAUGAACCAAUGUAUAUUUUUCUGUGCAAUCUGUGUAUAAAUGAUAUAUAUGGAACAGCAGCAUUCUAUCCUAAAUUUCUGCAUGAUUUAUUACUGGAUUCAUAUGUGAUUCCUUCUUACUUUUGUGCCUUACAAGCUUUUGUAGUGUACACCUAUGUAAUGUGUGAAUUUUCUACAUUAGCAGUGAUGGCGUAUGACAGACAUGUGGCUAUAUGCAGACCAUUGGACUAUCAUUCAAAGCUGAACAGAAAGUCAUGUGGUAUAUUACUUAGUUUAUGCUGGAUUUUGCCAUUUCUUAUUAUGUUCAUUGCAGUUGUCUUGUCAAAUAGGUAUGUUCCAUGUAAGUCUCAAAUUGAAAAAUUGUAUUGUGACAACUGGUCAAUAGUAAAGCUCUCAUGUGAAUCAACUGUUGCUAAUAACAUUUAUGGAUUUGUUUUUAUUUCAUUAUAUUUUGGACUUGUCGUUGUAAUUAUGGUGUCCUAUGUAAAACUUAUCAUUGCAUGUAAAGCAUCAUUAGAGUGCAGGAGGAAAUUUUGGCAGACCUGUGUUCCUCAUUUGGCCUCACUGAUAAAUCUCACUAUUGCAAUCCUAUUUGAUAACAUCUGUAACAGAUAUGGUUCAAGUGAUGUCCCAUUGAGUCUGCGUCACUUUUUGGCUUUAGAGAUGAUUAUGGUGCCACCUCUAUUCAAUCCUGUAAUCUAUGGUUUAAAACUUAAAGAGGUCCGCAGGAGAAUCUUUAAAAUGUGCAAUAAUUGGAUCAGAAAAUAG